GGGAGUCCCGCUCGUUGCCGCCCGUCGAGCCGCGAAGGUUGACUCCAUCAAAGCAAUGGUUAUGGAGAAGCCGAGCCCCCUGCUGGUCGGGCGGGAGUUUGUGAGACAGUAUUACACGCUGUUGAACCAGGCUCCGGACAUGCUGCACAGGUUUUAUGGGAAGAACUCCUCGUAUGUCCACGGGGGCCUGGAUUCCAAUGGGAAGCCCGCAGACGCAGUCUACGGCCAGAAGGAGAUCCACAGGAAAGUCAUGUCCCAGAACUUCACCAAUUGCCACACAAAGAUCCGCCACGUGGACGCCCACGCCACGCUCAACGACGGGGUGGUGGUGCAGGUGAUGGGGCUGCUGUCCAACAACAACCAGGCCCUGAGGCGCUUCAUGCAAACCUUUGUUCUGGCUCCUGAGGGCUCGGUGGCCAACAAGUUCUACGUGCACAAUGACAUCUUCAGGUACCAGGAUGAGGUCUUCGGGGGCUUCAUCACCGAGCCGCAGGAUGAAUCUGAGGAGGAAGUAGAGGAACCUGAGGAAAGACAGCAGACACCUGAAGCAGGCCCUGAUGAUUCCGGAACUUUCUAUGACCAGGCUGUAGGCAACGACUUGGAAGAACACCUCGAAGAGCCGGUUGCCGAGCCGGAGCCCGACCCCGAACCGGAAGUCGAGCAGGAGCCCGCAGCUGAGUCCCACGAGGAGAAGCCAGAGGCCGUCCUGGAGGAGGCUGCCCCCGAGGAUGCACAAAAGAGCCCUUCACCUGCUCCCACAGCGCAGGAGGACCUGCGGACCUUCUCGUGGGCGUCGGUUACCAGCAAGAACCUUCGGCCCAGUGGCGCGGUGCCGGUGACGGGGAUCCCGCCCCACGUCGUGCGGGUGCCAGCAUCCCAGCCUCGCCCGGAGUCCAAGCCUGAUGCUCAAAUCCCACCGCAGAGACCUCAGCGAGACCAGCGGGUGCGGGAGGCUCGGAUCAACCCCCCUCCCCAAAGGGGCCCCAGGCCCAUUCGCGAGGCGGGCGAGCAGGGCGACGUAGAGCCCCGGCGGAUGGUGAGACACCCCGACAGCCACCAGCUCUUCAUCGGCAACCUGCCACAUGAGGUGGACAAGUCGGAGCUCAAGGAUUUCUUCCAGAGCUAUGGCACCGUGGUGGAGCUGCGCAUCAACAGUGGGGGCAAGCUGCCCAACUUCGGGUUUGUUGUGUUUGACGACGCAGAGCCUGUCCAGAAGGUCCUGAGCAACCGGCCCAUCAUGUUUCGAGGGGAGGUGCGCCUGAAUGUGGAGGAGAAGAAGACACGAGCGGCCCGCGAAGGGGACCGCCGUGACAACCGCCUUCGAGGCCCCGGGGGCCCUCGCGGGGGGAUGGGCUCUGGCCUGCGAGGGCCUCCCCGAGGGGGCCUGGUGCCGAAGCCUGGCUUCGGGGUCGGCAGGGGCCUGGCCCCCCGGCAGUGAGCCCUGCGCCGCCCCACGUCCAGCCUCCACGGGCGGCCGCUGGCCUGUGCCCGUGCUGCCCACCCACCACCCUGAGUCCUCACCUCGAUCUCAUGGAACGGAUUUUAGGAAAAUGGACUUUUUCAGAAGAAAACAAGACUGAUGUCUCGUGCUUAGUGUGCACAUACAGACUGGAUUUCGUCUCCACGGUCACCGUCCUCUCCUUCCCCACAUGAGUGUGUUGGUUCUGACUGGCGUCUUCGUUGGAUUCUUGUUUUCUGUGUUUUAAAAGCCCAUGAGAAAGGCGGGAUUCUUCCAGCGUUUCGAAGGCAGGAAUAGCCCACAUGGUUUCUCGUUGCGAGUUGGGACUGUCUUCAGACAUGGAGAAAUUGGCCCAAGGAAAAGUGCUCAGGCCGAUUCCUGCUGGGGUGCCGACAGACACUCCGCACACGCCAGCCGUCCUUGGCGUUACCGCUGCUGUGCUGUGUGACCCAAGGCACUGUGGCCUCGUCCCUCCCAUUGAAAUUUCAAUUGUCAGCUGGCUUCGAUGUCUAGAAUGCAAGUACCGUGCUUUCCUUGAACUCUAGGUCCUGCUAAGUAGUUUCUUCAUGUUUAGUUUGUAUUUGUAAAAAAGAAAAAGCCCACAAAAACAAACAACAAAAGCGACCCUGAUCCAAAUAACAAAACCAGAGCAAAACUGUCGUGCCUUCUAUUUAUCUGACUCCAGUCCUGGCAGUUGUCGAGAGGAAAAUAAAAGUGUCUAGAUUUGUUCGAUCAG
Suncus etruscus (white-toothed pygmy shrew) is the source of this 2195-nucleotide messenger RNA. It is a transcript of the gene G3BP1, whose product is annotated as G3BP stress granule assembly factor 1. Bases 56 to 1438 code for a protein of 460 amino acids. Lineage: Eukaryota; Metazoa; Chordata; Mammalia; Eulipotyphla; Soricidae. Gene Ontology annotation, cellular component: ribonucleoprotein complex; cytosol. The record is from RefSeq and is a predicted model, not a curated record. The transcript is spliced from 12 exons. Gene Ontology annotation, molecular function: mRNA binding.